Messenger RNA from Chrysoperla carnea, 2900 nucleotides. RefSeq names its product protein-L-histidine N-pros-methyltransferase. The record is from RefSeq and is a predicted model, not a curated record. The transcript has 4 exons. Bases 121 to 1203 code for a protein of 360 amino acids. NCBI's taxonomy places the organism in Eukaryota, Metazoa, Arthropoda, Insecta, Neuroptera, Chrysopidae. Gene Ontology annotation, molecular function: protein-L-histidine N-pros-methyltransferase activity.
UAUUACUUUCUAGUAAAUAUUCGUAGUGAAUCAGUUGAUAUAUUCAAUAUUUUAAUCCUACCUAACCUCACAAUUCUUUCAACAAUAUAUCUGUUUUAUUUAAUUUUAAGCUUUUCCAGUAUGAAUAAUUCUUUAAAAAGUGAUGAAAAUUGUGUGAAUAAAAGUGACACAAAUGAUGAACCGAAAACUUUAUAUUUUGAGUGCAAUCCUACAGGUGCAUUAAACGACGAACAUUCAGCCGCGGCAGCAUCUCCUUCUUGUAAUAACUAUUAUGAUGAUAACUAUGACAGUACUGUUACACGGGUAUUAAAACAUUAUCGACCACGUGGGGCUUUAGCUCGAGCCCUCUAUCAGAAACAAAUCUCUGAUGAACAACUCAGAAAUUUCGAUAAGAAUCAGUGGUAUAAGUGUAAUUUAAACGGCCUACCAAAUGAAUUAACGAAACGUUUUUUGCCACUCUCAUUGGAUGAAGAUACAAACCAGUUUCUUAUACAGUCAGAAGAAAAAUCGGAAUGGAUUCUUACACAAUUAUGGCAUACAAUUGCAAAAGCAUUCCUUGGAUGGUUCAUGACACAAACUUCAAUCAAUGGAUGGCUGGGACGUGGUUCAAUGUUUGUCUUUUCAACGAAACAAUUUUGUUACUUAUUAAAUUUACCAUACGAUUGGGUUGGAGAAUCUUGUUUAGAUUUGGGUGCUGGCGAUGGUGCAGUUACAGCACGAGUUGCUCCAUUAUUUAAAGAAGUUUAUGUAACAGAAAUAUCCAAUCAAAUGCGAUAUAUUUUACAAAAACAAAAUUUUAAAAUUCUGGACAUUGAUAACUGGCAUUUAGAUCACAAAUUUGAUGUAAUAAUGUGUUUAAAUCUAUUAGAUCGAUGUGAUCGACCAUUAGACAUUUUACAAAAAAUGCAUUCAAGUCUUACACCUGGUGGUCAUAUUGUAAUUGCAUUGGUUCUACCGUUCUCACCGUAUGUUGAAACUGGAGGCGAUAAAAGUCAUUUACCGACAGAAAGAUUAAAUAUAACUGGACGAACAUUUGAGAAACAAGUAUUCAGUUUUUGGCAAAAUGUUUUAAUUCCGAACGGAUUUGAAUUAGAAAGAUGGAGUCGUGUACCAUACUUGUGUGAAGGUGAUAUCAAUCAAUCAUUCUAUUAUCUAGACGACGCAAUAUUUAUUGUGAAAAAGGCUGCAUCAACGAUUAAUUAACAAAACUAAACAGUACUGUGGAAAAUAAUUAAAAUUGCAAAGAACUCUUGACCAAAUUGUAAUAUUUAUUAAGACAAUUUAUGUGUGAUUAAAAGUGUAAGAAACAAAUGGGUACAUGCAUGAGUGUAGUUUUUUGACCAAAUUUUGGACAAUAUUUAGACAUUGCUCAAAUAAGUGACAGUUAUGAGUUUUACCUUAGGGUACGUUUCAUUUGAUCACUUACAUGCUUAAAGAAGUUUUAGGUAUUGUGCGUUAUUUAAAGACGUCACAAAAUUUGCUUAUGUGCGGCAAUUGGAACAUAAGAAAUCACCAUUUUCUGCUGAUUUAGUAUACAGCUCAUUAACCACAACAAAUCGAACAUUGUAACCAAUCUUCGGUGUGUAGUUCCACGUAUUGUUCUCAAAAAAAGCAAAACACAUCUUUUGAUGUUUCCUCGAUUUUGUCUGUUCUUUCUUAUUACUAUUCUCUUUUCUCUUUCCUUUCUGAGAAAAGUAUUGCGAUUGCCUAUGAGAAUUUAUUUAGUAGUAUCUAAUUAGGGUCAUUCAAGAUAAGUUUUAAAAUGGCGAUUAUGAGCGCAUGAAUGCGGAAGCACUUAAAUCAUGUAGUCGUUCAAAUGAAACAUACCCUGAAUAAAAUAUUUUCAUACGGCUGGCCGCAGGGUUCAUCAUAAUAAAAUAGCAGAGCACCAGAAAUAACACUUGCUUCUUCUUUGAUGUUAGUGUGUAGGAAAAUAAUAUUCAUUACGACAGCACAUUGGCAUUAUUAAAGGAAUGUCAGCAAAAAUUACCACAUCACAUUGAACACAUAUCUAAAAGAAACCACGAUAACGAUGAAAAACCAAAAUAAGAUUAGAAAAAUAUUAUUUUAGAAAAUUAUUCUUCAAUAAUAAGAAAUAUAAAUGAAUAUAAAACAAGUGAAAACAACCAAUUGACGGAGUUAAUUGAAAUAACCUGUAUUCCAUCACCCCGAAUAGGGCUAAGUAAUUACGUUCUUUGAAUACCAAUAUUGCUCUUCAUUACUGAAUUCAAAAAAAUAAAGACAAGUUUGUUGAAAAUUCUAAAUUUUUAACAAAUUUAGAAGUUUAUAGUAGGACUAUAACUCUUCAAAGUCUGAAUAACCCCGUGUCUCAAUGAUAUUGAAGUUUUUGUAGUUAGCACAUCAGCCAUAAAAUACAUAAACGAACGCAUUUAUCCAACAAAUAAACUCGUGCGUGUACCUAAUUGGUUAAUUUAAUGUCUUAGUAUUAAAAAUUUGUUAAAAAAUAAUUUAUUAAUGUGAAAAAACAUUCGACCAAACAUAGCUAAUGUUUUCCAUACAUUUAAAUAUAUAAAUCUGUCGAAUGGUUCAUAAUCGCGACCGCCAUCUCGAAUUCAUCUUCACAUUGUCCAUUCUUUAGUUUACAUAUUGCCAAGUUCCGAAGAUAGACAUCAAAAGAGUGGCGAUUAAGAUCAUGUAUUCAUUUCUUAUCUACAAUUGAUUAUCAUUGACUAUGUUCUCAUCAACGGCCUGCAAUACGUCGUCCAAACUUUAAACGGUACCAUGGUCUUUUUUUUUGGCUUAUGAUGGAUUUAGACCAUAACGGCUUUGAUAUUUCUCAUUCAAAGGCAAUAUUGAUACCUGUAUUUUUGGAUGGAACGAUAAUGAAUAUGCAUGAAUUUCAACGAAAUUUAUUUAUAAAAGCAGCUUAUUUACCAUAA